Molecule: messenger RNA, 3326 nt
Organism: Tribolium castaneum (red flour beetle)
Lineage: Eukaryota; Metazoa; Arthropoda; Insecta; Coleoptera; Tenebrionidae
Gene: Mondo
Product: mondo
Exons: 16
Coding region: 161-2875 (904 amino acids)
Biological process (GO): regulation of transcription by RNA polymerase II
Cellular component (GO): nucleus
Molecular function (GO): protein dimerization activity; RNA polymerase II cis-regulatory region sequence-specific DNA binding; DNA-binding transcription factor activity, RNA polymerase II-specific
Source: RefSeq, a predicted model, not a curated record
UCGCAAAAACCAAUAAUCGGUUUGUGCCAAUGUAACGCACACGUGUUACAUUUGCGUUGGCUCCCAGAUAAUCCCGAUUAAAGGUUUCGUUCAAGCCCUGGGGUAAUCGCCACAGUUGGCAGAUUGUGGUCCCGAUAUGUCAUAACUCCGAACUCCACACAUGUGUCAAGUUAUCAGCGUAGUUAUUUAUGGAAAAGUAUAUAAUAUUCAAUGCGAUGUUUCGUAUUUAACGAAUGACCCUUCUAAUCAGUCCUUGAUCUUUCUGUAUUUGAUAACGACAUCUCGUGUAGUCGCUCGUGUGCGUCGUUGCCCUCAGCCAUCUCCAAUAUUGUGCUCGCGUUAUUUACGAAAAAUGCAAGCCGUGCAGCGUGAGCGAGAGGCAAUACACUCUGGUCAGUUCAUGGUGUCCACCUUCGAGGCCGAGGAGCAGGAUGACGAGGACGAGGUGGCGGUGCCCAUCCCCGAGGGGGCGGAGGCCGACACCACCAUCGUGCCCGUCAAGCACAGCCUCCGGGACAUCAACAAGAACCACCAGCAGCAGCUGUCCAUCGACACGAGCCUCUCCAAGCUGUUCCAGUGCAUGUCGCUGGCCUACAGGCAGAAGCUGACGUCCCCGAAGUGGAACCGCUUCCGCGGGAUCAGACUGCGCUGGAAGGACAAAAUUCGGCUCAACAACGUUAUUUGGCGGUGCUGGCAUUUGCAGUUUAUCAAGAAGGCAAACACGCUCAUCUGCCAGUUUGCGUCGCCUUUGGACGUAGACACGCAUAACAAGCCAGAGGCCGUUGUGCUAGAAGGCAAAUAUUGGAAGCGGAAGUUGGCGGCUGUAACAGCAGAGUACAAAAAAUGGCGGUUGUUUUACCGAAACCAUGCCCUUGGCCAUUCUUCCAGAGACGAUGUAGAAAUGCUCAGCGACGUCGAUUUGCUAACUUGCUACUCUCAGAGCACCGAAAACGUGCACAUGAUGGUUGACGAGGACUACAUGGGUCUGAUGAGCGACACCCUGUUUUCCACCAUCACGAAUGUGCCGUUUGUUUUCCCCGAUUCGAGGGAGAUAGCUAGAGCCGGACUUGCUGACUUCAUCCAACCUAGUCUAGGGCCUCUCCAACCCAAUCUCGACGAUUACAUGGACACAUUCGAACCUCUUCAAGAAUUCAUGACGUGUAAGCUUCCAACAGUCCCCGAAGAACAAACGCAAAACACCACCACGUGGAGUUAUCCCGAGUUGGAUUUGAUGCAAUCAAGCCCGAACUUACAAAUGAAUACCGUUCAAAAUCAGCCGCAAGUGAUCAGUCAAUAUCAGCAAAUACCGAUUGAAAAGCCCCUGCAGCAAGAAAGUCAGCCGACUUCCGAAGCCACCAUUUACAACUCGAUGGUCAAUCAAUAUGUACCGCCGCAGGUACAGCCCACGUAUCAUUCGUCUGUGAUCUCGAAAAACGCCAAAAGCCAUAAGAACGCAUCACCGACUCAUGUUAAGUUGAAUCAAAGCCAUCUGCAUGCGAAUAUCUACAAUAAGCCUGUCAGUAACGUGUAUACGAGUUUUCCCGAACAAAACCUACAGCAGAACAACGCCAUGUGUCUCAACGAACGGAUACAGAUGCCCCUGCAAGACCCUCUGCAACAACAAACUUUGCAACGCCAACAGCAACAAAUAAUCCAACAACAACAACCGGAAAUUCAACAAUUCAAACUGCCCCAGCAGUCGCCGGAACAGAGACAACCCCCCGGUUAUAAAUUUACAGCACCGGCGGUACCCAACAUUAAAUUCACAUCACAGGUACCCCGCAUGAUGCCUAUACACUCUCAGUACAACACUAGCCACUCUUUUUCUAAGGAAGAAAAGCCUGAGACGCGGAUGCGAGGGGCCCCCAGAGGCCGGCAAAGAUCUCGCUCAAACACCCGGGAACCGGUCAGAAGGCCCCCUUUAAUCUCCGCCGUAAGCGACCCCUCGUUGCUCACGCAACUCUUAACGAAUAACACUGACGACAUUUUUGCACGGAGUCAGAGCCUUAUCUCGGCCCAUGACCAGGUCCGUAUCAAGGAGGAGCACAGCCCUAUACCAAUCUUGCCGCAGCCCCCGCCCACACCUUCGACUUUAAUCAUCACAACGCCUGUAAAUAUUGUUCAAACGCAGUCGACCGAUCCAUUGAUGUUGAAUAGUUCGUUCAGUAGUUCAAAUAGUCCAGUUUUGGAUGGUUCUCAGAAUAUCAAUUCGCCUACCUCAUCACAGGGUUCAAUGGGCUCGCCAAAUCGUGAUAACCCCCAUAGAGAUCAAAGGAGGGUGGGGCAUAUACACGCCGAACAAAAAAGACGGUACAAUAUCAAGAACGGGUUCGAUAUGAUUCACUCGCUUAUACCGCAUCUCAAUCAGAAUCCCAACGCUAAGUUAAGUAAAGCAGCGAUGCUUCAGAAGGGUGCAGAGUACAUCAGACAGCUGAGAUCUGAACGGAAUCAAUUAAACGAGGAAAUGGAGUGUUUGAGGCAGCAGAUUGAGACAUUGAAUACUUCGAUAAGUAAUUGCCAAUCUAUGUUGCCUGCAACCGGAGCGCCGGUGUCCCGACGCAGAGACAGUAAAAUGCAGGAAAUGUUCGAUGACUACGUCAGAAAAAGAACGAUGGAAAAUUGGAAAUAUUGGAUUUUUAGUCUACUCUUCAGGCCACUGUUAGAUUCGUUUAACAAUUUCGUGUCGACGUCUAGUUUAGAUGAUCUUUAUAGGUCCACGAUUUUAUGGAUAGAACAACACUGUACACUUGUAGACCUCCGACCAGUGGUCCUGAAUUCGCUAAAGUACCUGAGUACCAAGACAGAGAUCUUGUCAGAGCCUGAAAAGCUGCCAGACGAAGUCAGACAAAUGGUUCUGUCUAAAAAUUCGCAGUAGAGGAGAAGAAACCAAGUAACAUUUGCUCAGAAACUUCGUGUUCGUGAUACGCAGUGCAAAGCGAUUAUUUUAAGUGCAACAUGCUUGUUUGUUUUUAAUCGUAGUCUUCCGCCUGACUUAAUUUGAUUAAGUACGAUUUUUGAAAGAACGAUCACUGCUUGUGUUUUGAAAAUUAGUAAAUCAACGGUGCAAUGCAAGAUGCUGCCUUAUGAAGUGUUGUAACACUUGCAACUCAUCUAAAUUUUAUGACUAAUCAUGAAGUACAACUUAUCGUUAAUGUUUUUUUAACAAUUAAUUAUACUGUGCCUUACAAAUCAGAGCGUGAUACUUUUUUAUUUUAAAAUUAUUGUAAGUUUUUAGGGUACUUACCAUGUAAAAAUCUUGUUAUGUGUUUAUGAGUUAUGUAAUUUUGUGUAAGUUUUGAGUCAUUAAAUGCAUAUUGUUUUGUUUA